Molecule: messenger RNA, 273 nt
Organism: Dibothriocephalus latus
Lineage: Eukaryota; Metazoa; Platyhelminthes; Cestoda; Diphyllobothriidea; Diphyllobothriidae
Source: the annotation of a GenBank genome assembly
CCACCGAAGAAAGGAGGGAAAAAGGGAGAAAAGAAAGACGAGUCCAAAGAAGAGAAACCUCAGGAAGGAGCUUCAACUGACAAAGACAAGAAUGCAAAAGACCCCAAGGCCAAGGAUAAACCCCAGGCCACUCCUGUGUCAAUACCUCGCAACGUUGAUAUCCUUGAUCCCCCAGCAAUAGAUAAUCUAUAUUAUAUUGCCCAUGACGUGGCUUCGGCCAUGGCUUACCGAAAUUACGGCUGGCCUCUUGGCAAGAAAAAGAAGAAGUUUUGA